Messenger RNA from Vollenhovia emeryi, 3168 nucleotides. RefSeq lists its product as uncharacterized. Gene Ontology annotation, molecular function: DNA-binding transcription factor activity, RNA polymerase II-specific; zinc ion binding; RNA polymerase II cis-regulatory region sequence-specific DNA binding. The coding region runs from base 386 to 2581 and encodes 731 amino acids. NCBI's taxonomy places the organism in Eukaryota, Metazoa, Arthropoda, Insecta, Hymenoptera, Formicidae. The record is from RefSeq and is a predicted model, not a curated record. Gene Ontology annotation, biological process: positive regulation of transcription by RNA polymerase II; cell fate commitment; negative regulation of transcription by RNA polymerase II. The transcript is spliced from 8 exons.
GGGACACCACGGCGAGUCAUCUCAGUUGCAAAGCGCUUUCCGUCGGCGAAGCGUCUUCCUCUUACAACUGUUCUUUCGCACAGAACAAGUGCAUUUUUCGACCGCAGUUGGUAGAAAUUUUAUUGCGAAAAGUAUUAUAUCAGCCAGGGUUUGAACCUAGACCUACACUCUAUACACUCCCUACACUCCUCCCAACACUUAACGCGGGCGUCUGUUCUUUUCAACAUUUUCAUCAUCGACCCCGCGGAUAUUUCCGAGUGUAUGUACUAUAUAUCUUUGGCACAUGCUAUCAACUUAAGUGUAUCGGUCUCUGGGAUCAGGAUUUAUUCGGUGCGUCAAGGUUACAGACUGCAAGAACAGGAAAGAUCUGGCACGCGAAAUUCAAAUGCGACACACGGCGAACGAGGACAUAAUGAAAGAGACGCUGAUAAAACAAGAGAUCAAAAUGGAAUGGGACGGACAUCAUGCGGACGAUAAUUCAUCGCAAGUUCCUAGAACGGAAGAUCAGACUGCGACGGAGAGUCCUCAAAGCGUAAUAACGACGAGGAGACAUGUGAGAACGAUUACGACUACUGGUCAUAUAACGGAGGGAAUCGCCGAAGUUGAUCCGGAAUCGCCAGAUUCCAAUUCGGUUACCGGAAGUCUUCAUCAGGGGUUUCAACAGAGAAACGAGCAACACGAGCAAGCUCAACAGCGUAAUUUCCAAGAAGAACAGCAACGAACUCAUCAAGCACAGCAGCAUUACGUGCAGAUUUCCCAUACGGGCAAUGAGGAUCAGCAUCGUUCGACUGAUCAGCAACGCGUCGUUUAUACCACCGGACAGGAAGUUCAAGUUGAAGUCUCCGAUAGCUCCGAGGCUACCAUCACACUUACGGUUAAGGAACCACCCAGAUAUGAGACUGCCACCUCAGACAGAAUGGACGUGGACCGGAUAUACGCUUAUUCCGACGGUCACGAAGUCCGAAGAGAGAACCAUGUGAUUACCGUACAAGUACCCGAUCAUCGACGAACUCAGACCGGACACCAAAGAUUUAGUCCUCACGAGAAUCAUCAAGUGUCCGGGACGAACGCUGGUACCAGAUAUCAGACGUCGCCAGUUCUGACCACGGCGGAGGACUACGACACCUCGAUCGUCACGCAGUCAGGAUCUGCGGUCCACCUCGAAUCACACGCGCAGGCAUACUCGCCGCCAAUCGAUAGUAUACGAGUUGGUCAGCAGCAACAACUCUUAGCAACAAGUUAUACCGACGCCAGCAGUGUCGUCAAAUAUGACGUCGAGACCACGGCUGCCGCGGAUACCAUCAAGCCUCACAAUACGUACACCACGCUGGAAACGGUCGCUAUUCCACCAACGCAGCCCCAAUACACACAGUAUUUAUCAGCCGGCGAAACUUUUCACCAGGCACCAACAUAUCGAUACACCAAGCCGGGAGAUUCCGUCAUCUUGGCGUAUUCGGCAGCGCCGCAACUUGGCUCGAGAGUUACCGAGAUAGAAUCACCAGGCAGCGCUUACAUGAAGGGUGACCCCACGUUAGCGUCAUCGUUGGCCGCCACCCGAGCGGUUCCAUUGCACUUCGAGCAACCUGGCUCACCAAGUUCUCAAGUGACACUGUACACGGAAGCGACGUCGUAUCCAUAUGUGAAGCCCUCCUCGGCUGAUUCUUACUGGCCUAGCGGCAGCGCUUCCCUACCUUCGACUUUAGAGUACGUACAGGGUCACCCGGGCAUCACCGCGAUCUCUGUCAGCGACGCUGCGAACGUGCAGCUCUUUUCCAACUGUAGCGGUGGAUACAGCGUUUCCGCGGGCGGGGGUGGACCACCUCCUGGAUGGGCUACUCUUCCGCUUUCCGAUCCGGACGAAGGAUUCGACGGAAACGUUAUAACGACGGAGGCCAAAGAAUGUGUUAAUUGUGCAGCCAAUAUGACGCCGUUAUGGAGAAGGGAUGGCACUGGUCACUAUCUGUGCAACGCCUGUGGCCUCUACAAUAAGAUGAAUGGCGUCAACAGGCCACCUAUGCGAUGCCCCAAACCGAAGCAGUCGGUUGCACCGGUAAACAUUCCUAACGCACGGAGAUCAGGAGUACAAUGUGCAAAUUGUAGGACAACGAACACAACCCUUUGGAGACGAAACAACGGUGGUGAGCCAGUCUGCAAUGCGUGCGGCCUUUAUUUCAAACUGCAUAACGUGAAUAGGCCUUUAAGCAUGAAGAAGGAAGGAAUACAAACACGAAAGAGGAAACCGAAGAAUCAUUCGGGUAUCACGGGAAAUUUACCCGGUCCUAGUGGUAUCCACAAGACCGAUAUAAAAUCCAAUCUACUUGUGGACUCGUUGCAGUUGAACAUGUACGCAAGCGGGGGUGGGGGUAAUGGAGGAGCCGAAGAGCAUUGUCUUCCAGUAAGUACACCAACUGGGAUACAAUUAGGGCAUGCGCACUCCCCACUUGCAUUACCUACCGCCGCCGUGUUGAAUCGCCAAACCACCCUUACUGUGCCACCACUAGAACCAAUCACUAGUCAAUCCAGCAGCGACAUCGCCUCGGUUAUAACAUCAACUACAGCUGCCCAUACUGAGAAAUCGUGAAUAUCUUUCUGUUCUGUAGAAACUUGCCGACUGUAGCUACAAUAGGGUCGUGUUAUCGGCUUUAUUAUUCCCAGGUAGCCAAAUCUAUCAGAACAAAUUUCGUCAAAUGCCCACUAUAAAUUUUGAAGGCAGAAAGACUGCAGAUUACAUACAGAAAAUGACAUAGUCGACAUGUUGCCAGCGUGUCAGCAGAAAUACAACAAAAUCUGCUUACAUAACUGGACCUGUUCCAUUUCUGUCGAUAAUCUGUUGAUAGCGUAUGUUUUAUAGACUCUAUUCCCAAAACAAAAGCGUAAUGCGGACACAGAUGGCUAUGAUUUUGGCGUGGGUUUCUAAUGAAUCUGCUGCCAAUCUGAUGCCAAUCUACCAACAUUUUACCAAUUGGGUUAGUUUCAACAACGAAAUACGUUAAUCAUCGUUGAUAAAACAAACGUAUUAUAUGCAAAUAGAUAGAAUCCUGUAUAAAAAAGAAAUAGCAUGUAUAUUAUAAAUGUUUAUUUACUUGGAUAUUUAGUGCUGAGGAAAGCAUAUAAUCUUCAUUAAUCUGAUAUGAAAAAUGAAGUUUAGUGCUAAACGUUUUACAUCAA